Molecule: messenger RNA, 1485 nt
Organism: Aspergillus versicolor CBS 583.65
Lineage: Eukaryota; Fungi; Ascomycota; Eurotiomycetes; Eurotiales; Aspergillaceae
Product: AIM24 family protein
Exons: 6
Coding region: 65-1270 (401 amino acids)
Biological process (GO): inner mitochondrial membrane organization
Cellular component (GO): mitochondrial inner membrane
Source: RefSeq, a predicted model, not a curated record
CAGACAUUCUUCUUCGCUGUCCACUCUCAACUUGCUUCCCCUGGGCAGCUUCUCAGACAGGACAAUGGCCCAACCCCUUAGGCGAGGCGUGAGGACCCUCACAUGGACCCGAGUCCUCCCUCGCCAAUCGCGACAACCUGCGUCAUUGCAUCGCGGAGCACAAGCAAGAUACGUCCAGAUUCGUUCCGCACCCACGGAACGACCUGCGGCGGUCAAUGGGAGCAACCUGCCCAUUGUUGAUACCCCUAGCUCAGCUGAGUCUGCUGAUGCGCGAUUCGAUGUCGUGGGAGCACCCUACUCGUUACUAUCGGUUUCGCUUUCGGCCUCGCAGAACCUCUACACACGGCGGGGAACGUUGGUAGGAUUGAGCGGAAAGGCGGAUAAUGUCAUCUCAACCUUGAGUGUUUUGGAGCCCUUCCGCCGAGCUCCCGUUGGCGUGCCAUUCCUAUAUCAAAAGGUUUCCUCCGCAAGCCCUGUUACUGCCCUAAUUUCCACUCGAUCUCCCGUUACUUCCUUCGCCGUCGUUCAUCUCAAUGGCUCCGUAGACUGGAUGGUGGCCCAAAGACGCGCGCUGCUCGCUUGGACAGGUCGUUCGUUGGCUAUUCGACCGACAAUAAACACAAGUCUGAGCGUCGCUCAUUGGGGUAGCUCUGAGGUCACAGGAAGAGGGCUACUUGCAUUGGUUGGAAGCGGUCAAUUAUACUCUGUUGAGUUAAAGGCUGGCGAGCAAUACGUUGUCCAUCCUAGUAAUGUCGUGGCCUACUCCACGGGUUCGAACCCCCCUCGCCCUUACCGCUUCAAGUCUACGACUUUGAAAUUCCAGGUUCCAGGACUAAAAAGUCUCCCGUCCUUGGUUCAAAACACACAAUUUAUCAAAGCCAUGGCGGAUACAGAUGCGUGGAAAACAGCUAUGAAGGUCUUCCAUAGACUGCGAACAUGGUCACGGAGGACGAUUUGGGGAGACAGAUUGUUUCUUCAAUUCGAUGGGCCCUCAACCAUCCUUCUGCAAUCUCGUGGAUCCCGAGUCAGCGAGAUCCUGAGCAGCCGCGAGGUUGAUGAACUUGCUAGUGCACCUCGAGGCCUGACAAUUCUCCCGACAGAAUCAGCCGGGAAACAACAAGCAACUGAUGCGGGCGAAUCUGCCAAGAAAUCUCCUGGCUCAAGAACAAUUGGGGAAAUUGAGCAAGAAAUUGAAGGUGUCAGCCAAAGUAUCGCCGUCCUCACCAAGGAGGGAAAGGUGACAUUUGAGAAGCCAACCCAGACGAGCUAAUCCAAGGCUCAGAAUUUGCCCAUUUGUAUUUCACUCAUUGCAGGAUCAAUGUACUAUAGACAUCUCAUAUAAGCCAGUGUGGUGGCAUGCUCAAUCAAUAUUUAUUUUGUCUACCUCCUUUGCUUGUUUUGUCUCUCUCCAUUCUAACUCCGACUGUUGGGGAGCGUGGGUCUUUAUUCAACAUUAAUAGGGAAAACAACGGGCAGCACAGUUAA